AGCAAGCCUAUGAAAUAAUAACCAGUUCUGACCCGAUUCUUCAUGCAGAACAGUGAAGCAUAGGAAGACUCCCCACAGCCCAGCAGGAGUUGGUGUCAUUUGAAGACGUUGCUGUAGACUUCACCUGGCAAGAGUGGCAGCACCUGGAUGUUGUUCAGCAAAACCUCUACAGAGAUGUGAUGCUGGAGAUCUACAGCAGCCUCAUGUUCUUGGGGAACUGUAUGACCAAACCAGAUUUGAUCUUCAAGUUGGAGCAUGGAUUUGCACCAUGGUGUGUAGUAGAAGGCUCAAUUCAGAGGCUUCCAGAAUUAAAAAAUCAACAGAAAAUCCCCUGGACAAAGACUGAUGAUUUUAAUCAAUGCCAGAAUGCUGUUUACCACAAUUUAUAUCCCACUUGUUAUCAAGGAGCAAACACAGGUGAUAAUCCAUAUGAAUGUAGAAAAUGUGGAAAAGCUUUCUUCUUCAAGUCACAUCUUACUAUCCAUCAGAGAAUUCAUAAAGGUGAGAAUCCAUAUGAAUGUAGUGAAUGUGGGAAAGCCUUCAUCUCCAAGUCACAUCUCAUUGAGCAUCAGAGAAUUCACACAGGUGAGAAGCCAUAUGAAUGCACCGAAUGUGGGAAAGCCUUCAUCUCCAAGUCACAUCUCACUAGGCAUCAGAGAUCUCACAAAGGUGAUAAGCCAUAUGAAUGUACAGAAUGUUGGAAAGCCUUUAUGUCCAAGUCAUAUCUCACUAUGCAUUACAGAACUCACACAGGUGAGAAGCUCUAUGAAUGUACUGAAUGUGGGAAAACUUUCAUGUCUAAGUCAAUUCUCACUACCCAUCAGAGAACUCAUUCAGGUGAGAAACCAUAUCAAUGUAAUGAAUGUGGGAAAGCUUAUACCUUCAAAUCACAACUCCUUUAUCAUCAGAGAACUCACACAGGUGAGAAACCAUAUGAAUGUACUGAAUGUGGUAAAGCCUUCAAGUCCAAGUCAAAGCUCAGUACCCAUCAGAGAACGCACACUGGUGAGAAGCCAUAUGAAUGUACUGAAUGUGGGAAAGCCUUCAUGUCCAAGUCAAUUCUCACUACCCAUCAGAGAACUCACACAGGUGAGAAGCCAUAUGAAUGUACAGAAUGUGGGAAAGCCUUCAUGUCCAAAUCAAUUCUAACUACCCAUCAGAGAACUCAUUCAGGUGAGAAGCCAUAUCAGUGUAAUGAAUGUGGGAAAGCCUUCAUGUCCAACUCAUAUCUCACUAUGCAUCAGAGAACUCACACAGGUGAGAAGCUGUAUGAAUGUACUAAAUGUGGAAAAGUCCUCAAAUUCAAGUCACAACUCCUUUAUCAUCAGAGAUCUCACACAGGUGAGAGACCAUAUGAAUGUACUGAAUGUGGCAAAGCCUUCAUCUAUAAGUCAAAGCUCACUAUGCAUCAGAGAACUCACAAAGGUGAGAAACCAUAUAAAUGUACUGAAUGUAGAAAAGCUUUCAUCUUCAAAUCACAUCUCAUAAUUCAUCAAAGAACUCAUUCAGGUGAGAAGCCAUAUCAAUGUAAUGAAUGUGCAAAAAGAUUCAUUACAAAGUCAGAUCUUAGGAAACAUCAGAUAACUCAUACAGGUGAGAAGCCAUAUGAAUGCACUAAAUGUUGUAAAACCUUCUUCUUCAAGUCACAUCUCACUUAUCACCAGAGAACUCACACAGGUGAUAAACCAUAUGAAUGUACUGAGUGUGGUAAAGCCUUCAUCUAUAAGUCAAAGCUCACUACACAUCACAGAACUCAUACAGGUGAGAAACCAUAUGAAUGUACUGAAUGCAGGAAAGCUUUCAUCUCCAAAUCACAGCUCACAAUUCAUCAGAGAACUCAUUCAGGUGAGAAGCCAUAUCAAUGUAAUAAAUGUGGGAAAGCAUUUGUUUCAAAGUCAGGUCUUAGUAAACAUCAGAAAAUUCAUACAAGUAGUAAGCAAUAUGAAUGCACUAAAUGUGGCAAAGGGUUCAUCUUCAAUUCACAUCUCACUUAUCAUCAGAGAACUCACACAGGUGAGAAACCAUAUAAAUGUACUGAAUGUGGUAAAACCUUCAUGUACAAGUCAAACCUCACUAAGCAUCGGAGAACUCACACAGAUGAGAAACCAUAGGAAUCGUGAGAAGCAAUAUGAAUGUCCUAAAUGUGGUAAAAGCUUCAUCUCCAAGACAACUCACACAAGUGGAAAGCCGUAUUAGUGUACUGAAUGUGGGAGAGCUUGUCUUGCCAUGUCCAAUCUUAAUGUUAUCAGAGAAUUGAUACAAGUGUGAAGCCAUUUGAAUUUAAUGCAUGUGCGAAACCUAUUGCUAAAUAAAUUUUAAUAAACAUCAGAGAACACAUAAGUAGGAAUCCAUAUGAAUAUACUGAGUGUGGGAACGCUUUCAUCUUCAAGUCACAGCUCGCUAUGUAUUGGAUAAUUCACAUAGGAAAGAAACCAUAUGAAUAUAACAAAUGUGGAAAUAUAUUCACCUCCCAGUGAUUAUUAAUGUAAUGAAUGUGAGAAAGCUUUCUGCCUGAAGUCACAACUCAGUCCUAAAUAGGUGGAAAGCCAUGUGAAUGUACUAAAAGCAAUAAAAGCUUUUUUUAUGAAGUUGUAAGUUACAAAUUCUAAGAGAACUCACAAAGGUGAAGAGUUUAAUGUAAUUAAUUUGAGAAAGAUUUCUUGUGGAAGUCUAACCAAAUUCUGUAUUAGAAAAUUAACAUGGGAGAGAAACCAUAGAUCACAGAUCACUGUGCAUCAGAGAACUCACAAAAGUUAGAAAACAUAUAAAUGUAAUGAAUGUGCAGUUUUUUAUCCUCAGUCACAGCCUGCUAUAUAUAUGAGAGAAUUCAUAUAAGUUAGAAACCAUAUUAAUAUAAUGAAUGUUGAAAUCCUGCAGAUAACAUUCAUGAAUCUGAAAAGGCCAUAAACUUUAUUCUUUUAUUCAUAGCUUAAUGAAUUUCUGAAAACAUACAGAUUUUCUUUUUUUUUUAAAUUGGUUUGGGAAAGUAUAUGAAUUGAUUUAGGAAUUUGCACUUGAGAACCCAUGCAGGGAUGUAACCAAAGCUUAAUGGCAAUUGUGAUGUUUGAAAAGCUAAAAGCAGAAUAAAAUAUGUGGUAUAAGAAAUUUUGACAGUAGUAUUUUGAGUGUUGACCACUUGGUGUGUUGUGAACAUUACCUAGCAAAUGGAAGACUAGUGAAUGUAAAAGUAAUCGUGUUUUGCUGUCUGGAAGAGGACAUUUGAGUAGUUUUGAAUUUCUAGACAUAGAACCAUUGUUGGCUACAACUGCAACUCAACUCAUGAAAAGAUUUCUACCUGUGAAGAUGGGAAUCCUGAGAUGUAUUAGAACAGUAUAUGAGAAAUGCUGGUCAGUUUUAAAAUAGGAUAGGACUGUAAUAAAAAUACAAAAGUUACUGUUCUGUUAUGGUCAAUCCCCUUAAUUGCUUUUGCAGUUAGAACAAAGGCAGGAAAGAGGGGUCAAGAUGUACACAAAAUCUUAAGAUUGCCACUUUGAAACUAAGGGAAGUUUUGAAAUUCUUGAAGGGAAACCCUAUCAGGUCAAAAAUGGAGCUGGGAUGAGGAAAAAUAUGUCAGUGUUUGGGAAUUGCCACCAAGGAAUGUUGCUCAUGCUAGCAUAGUUUGAUUACCCCAUAAAGCUAACAUUCAUGGCUGUGGGGGUUAAAUUUGGAGACCAGAUUUUUUUUUUUUUAUCCCAAGGAAAAGCUACAGGAUUUGAAAUUAGUCUUGCUUAUUUCCCUGAUUUGUUUCAGUUAUUUCCUUGCUACACCUUUUUGCCAGGGGAAUGUUUAUUCUGUGUCAUCAUAUUUUGGAAAUAAGUAACUACUUUGUGUUAACAAGGACAAAAGUUAAUAGACUUUCGGGCAUCAGUUGAGAUGUUGGAUUUUUGCCUUUUGAGUUGUAUUAUAUUUUUAAAGACUAUGUAGACUUUUAGAGCAUGCUGAAUACAUAUGUAAUCAUAAAGUAGUCAUGGGUUUAUGUGGGUCAGGGGUAAAAUUUUGAUGUUUGAAUAUAAAGUUUCUCCUCUAGCCUCAUGUUUUUGUUCAAUUCAGGCUAGCCUGGAAUUCACUAUGUAGUCUCAGGAUGGCUCCUAACUCACAGUGAUCUGUCUACCUCUGCCUCAUGAGUGCUAUAAUUAAAGGCAUGUGCCACUAUGA
Molecule: messenger RNA, 4155 nt
Organism: Jaculus jaculus (lesser Egyptian jerboa)
Lineage: Eukaryota; Metazoa; Chordata; Mammalia; Rodentia; Dipodidae
Product: zinc finger protein 268-like
Exons: 5
Coding region: 180-2111 (643 amino acids)
Biological process (GO): regulation of transcription by RNA polymerase II
Molecular function (GO): DNA-binding transcription factor activity, RNA polymerase II-specific; RNA polymerase II cis-regulatory region sequence-specific DNA binding
Source: RefSeq, a predicted model, not a curated record